AUGAACAAUCACUACCCAUUCGGGUACCCAUCAUACCCAGGGCAGCCGCCUGCUCAACAGCAGCAGCCAUUCUCCUAUCCGGCUGCACCGUCUUUCCCUCAACAUAUGGCUGCAUAUCCUCAACACACCGACAACGCCUUUGAUGCUAUUUCACACGCCCAGCCCCCAUACGAGCAGAGUCAAAUCAUGAUUCCCGGCCUUGGCGGCUACGGCCAUCUACCUCAGCUUCCCCAGAGCUUUGGUUGGCAGCAAUCACAGGAACAGCUGCCAGCUCCUCCACAUCACUGGCAGCCCCCGAGAGAUGGCCCAAAUCUCAUCCCGGCGUCGCAGUAUUAUCAGUCUGGUAAUUACCCCAAGCCCCAGGCACCCGUCGCCUCUGGUGCCCUUGCCCCAACCGCGCCCAAGCGACCUACGAAGCAAACCUCGAACGACGCCGAGGAAGGCGAACUCUCUGACGGCGAACUCGAUGAUGUGUACGAGCCACAGGAGACCCUUCCAGAGACGAGCUCUCGCCAGCAACGCCGAAACGUGCCGGAUGCAGCGAUAGCGAACGCUCGGAAUGGUAAUAACAGCGUCGGUUAUCCCAUUGCCAAUUCCUAUGGAGGUCCAAGGGAUGGUGGGGUGAAGCACCCUACAGUGGCGGAUAAUGAUGAACGAGAACGGUCCGGAUCAUACUCUCCUCAUCUGUCUCCUCACGAAGUAAACCCGCGCAUGGCGCCAAACGAUCAACAAUGCGCUCCCCCCCAGGCGCAUGUCCCAGGCGGACAGGUCAAUCAACCUCUGGCGACAGGCGCCGGUCAGCAGCAAGGGAAGAAUGCGGUGGAGGACGCUCGACAGAGGGCUCGGUCAGCAAUUCUCAACCUGUGGCCCCUGGGUGUCCGCCACCAAGACUUUAUCGACGAGGGCAUUGACAAAACCGUCGUUGAAGACCUUUUGACUGACCUGAAGCUGGAUACCAAUACCCCCAGCCAAGCCUAUAUUCCAGGCCUUCCUGCCACGCCGUCAUUGCCCGGGCUCUCUUAUGCUCCUGGCCGGCCUGGCUCUCACCAGGCCAAAACAUCCGAACCAGCGCUGCCCCCUAAGCCCCCGGCCCAACAACAAUCAUCCCCUUCAGCAGUGAAGUCGGCAGGAGAAGAAAGAAAAGAUCGCAUUGCUCGCCUGUUGGCUGCAAAGGGUGCAAAGACAGCUUCUUCAACCACCAACGCAGGUGCACAAGCCGGGGUGCAGAGUGAUAAGGAACUUGUCCAACAACAAAAGAUGGAUGCUCUGAAGAAAUCCCGUGAAGCCCGCGCUCAGAAGGCAGCGGAGCGCAAAGGCUCUUUGCAAGCUUCCCAGUCAAAGGAGGCAUCCCCAGUCGAGCCUUCUCGCAGACCUCAAUCAGCAACUGCUGACGUACCAGUCGUGGUGCCGACAAACCAUUAUACUCGGCCCAAUUCCCUGCAACAAUCGGCCGAUCGUCAGACUGCCCAAGCUUCGACUAUACCUGGUCUUUUCACAUCUGCUCCCCAGCCUGCGCCCGUCAACAACCAGCGCAAAAGACCGGUCGCAGCGGAUUUCGUGGUCAAUUCCCAUGCCAAUAAACGCUCGUUCGGCCAUACUCAGCAAGACAAGCGUUUUGUCAUCGAUGUUAGUGACGCGUCUGAUGAUGAAGAUAUUGAGAUGGAGAUAGGCUCUCCCACCGAUGAACCUUCGAGCACUCAGCAAAACGACACGCCAUCUCUGAGACCUGCGUCCUUCCGCGACUUUCCACCCCUGUCAGAUGGUCUUCCUCAACGUCAGCUCUCAAGCCCAGCUCCCAGCAGUGCUACCACGCCUCAGUCCGGCGCUGUGGGCUCUCAACCAAAGCAAGCUCACAUCGACGUCAUGGACAAACAAAUCGAGGCCAUGAAGCGCAAAAUUGCCUUGGCUGAGGCUCGCGCCAAGCUGAAAGCUGCUAUGGGCAACCAGUCAGUUGGCCAGAAGUCGACCGGGCAGAGCCCAGAUACUCCUCUUGAUUCGGAUGGUGGCAAGCCAAGUAUGCGGAGAGUCCAGUCUAUGGGUGAUUCUCAUUCAUCUGAUCCGCCCAAUGGCCAACGGUCACCCGCGAUCGCCGAGCCCAGUAGUUCACUGCGCUUGCCCAAACCGUCAGAUAAGCGCAUUCAUGGUGACUCUAGCCGUGCUCAGAAGCUUCGGAUUGCUAGCACCAACCUUCCUGUCAUCGAGAACAGACUGCAGACGAAGAAGAGCAAGCUCCGCCUUCUUCAGCUGCAAAUGUCUCGUCUGGAGAAAGAGAUUGAAGAAGAGAUGACAGAAAAGCAAAAAUUGACGGAGGAGAUGGAGCAGCUCGAACAGGACUCGGACGAGUCGUCUGAGCCUCAAAAUCAACUCAAAAGCAAUUCCGUCGAUCCGAUUGUCACUGGAACGUCCACAGGUCCCCAACCCAAGAUUCAAACUCCUACGCCUGCUGCCGCAGACGCUGAGCAGAGCUCCGGCAAAGCGGCUGAACAAUCGAACAAUGCUGCAAACGUGCGCCGCAGCAAGUCUCCUGCAAUGAGUCUCGACCGGGACGUUUCCAACACGGCAUAUGAUGCCCAAAUUGCGGUCACUGGUAAAGUCGCAAUGAGCCCCUCGCAAGCCCCAACCUCCACAGACACCCCCAUGCCUCAUGAGACACCCAGCAACCCUGAGACUGCGGGUGAUGAUGUUGAGUCACAGCCAAUCACCAAUGAUGAUGCCUCCGAUGUAGCCAUGGCCGAGUCCGAUGACUUGAGCUCAUCCGAGCAAGAGCAUGAGAACGACUACGAGCCUCCUGAGAAUUUUGUUCCGGCACCCGCCGCGAAAUCUCCUUCCACCAGCCUAAUCGCAGCAGACAGCGCUGUUUCGCUUGUCAACAGUGAUACUGACUCACAGCAAUCGAGUGCCAGAGCCUCACAGAUUCCUGAACAGAUCUCGCUGGGGGUUAAUGAGUCGACCCCUGAGCAGGGCGUCAACGCCGCCCCGCCCGCCACACAGAGCUCUGAUGAGGCAUCGUCGUCCGGAGAGCGCUUCACCCCUUACGAGAGUCCGCUGCAGUAUUUCCGUGCUUACCGAUAUCAUCCCAAGUUUGCUGAAACCGUCCCUGGCGGGCUUCGGUCCCUCACCUACAGCAACAGGAUUGAUCCGAACCUGCCCAUCUGUCCAGACCAGCUGGCCAGCCGGGACUGCCCCCGGGGUGCUGACUGCAUUUACCAGCAUUUCGAGUCCAUGAAGCUGCCGGACGACCAGAUCCUCCUCCAGCUGGGCGGCACGACCCUGGAAGGGCCCGAGAAGGCGCAAUUCAACGACGGAUUGCGCAAAUUGUUGCACGAGAUGAGAUCGCAGAACAUCAAGGACUUCCCCAGCAUUGCAAAGGGCAUAGUCGACUACCACAAUCGCUUCACUGGCGACCCGUCAAAGAUUUUGCCUCUAGGCAAUGUUUCGAUCUAG
This is a messenger RNA of Colletotrichum orchidophilum, 3444 nucleotides long. RefSeq lists its product as uncharacterized. The record is from RefSeq and is a predicted model, not a curated record. Gene Ontology annotation, molecular function: metal ion binding. The transcript is spliced from 5 exons. Bases 1 to 3444 code for a protein of 1147 amino acids. Lineage: Eukaryota; Fungi; Ascomycota; Sordariomycetes; Glomerellales; Glomerellaceae.